AUGUCAACAACCAACAACAUUUACAAAGAGGACGUAGACUUCGCUGCUCUGGCCUUACAAGAUGCAGAGUUUGCUAAAGCGUUGAAAUUAAAUGGCCAGCUCGACUUCAGUAACCCCGAAUCAGUUCAACAACUUACCAAGUCGUUGCUGAAGAGAGAUUUCGGCCUCAAGAUUUCACUUCCACCUGAUCGGCUCUGCCCACCCGUUCCGAACCGUUUGAACUACUUACUAUGGAUUCAGGGCCUUUUGGAUACCACUAGUGAUAAUUAUGCCGAUACCUAUGACCCCAAACGGGAAGUUCUGGGUCUCGAUAUCGGAACAGGAGCAAGCUGUAUCUAUCCCAUGCUAGGGUGUGCUCAGCGUCCGAAUUGGCGAUUUGCUGGUACAGACAUCGAUGAGAAGAGCAUGCAAUUCGCCAAAACAAACGUCCAGCAAAAUGGCCUCCAGAACCGGAUCAAGCUUCUUCAAACACAGAAGAGUGAUCCUUUGUUACCAUUAGAUAUGAUGAAGUUUGAAAGUAUCGACUUUAGCAUGUGCAACCCCCCAUUUUACGAGUCUAAGGCCGAUAUGCUCACGUCCUCCGCCACCAAGCAAAGACCACCCUUCACAGCCUGUACAGGCUCAGAAUCCGAAAUGGUAACGCUCGGAGGAGAAGUCCAAUUUGUCUCCCGCAUGAUCACCGAAAGUCUCAUCCUCAAAGACAGGGUCCAGUGGUAUACUUCCAUGUUGGGCAAGUUUUCAAGUGUAGCGGUCCUGGUGCAGAGAUUGAGGGAUGAGGGCAUUGGUAAUUAUGCUGUUACGGAGUUUGUGCAAGGGAGUCGGACGAGGAGGUGGGGGAUUGCGUGGAGUUUUGAAGAUCUGAGGCCGAAGAUGGAGUUGACUAGGGCGGUAACGAGUAUUCCAAAGAAUCUGUUGCCGUUCCCGGUUGAGUAUCAGGUUCCAUUCACGAAUAGGGGCGAAGCUGGACACGUUGGCGAGCUAAUCAACCACACACUCGCUGAGCUUCCUUUAAAAUGGAUGUGGAAAAGCGAUAUAGCAACCGGGCUUGGUUUCAGUGAAAAGGCAGUAUGGUCACGAGCAGCUCGUCGGCAGCAGAUAAUGAAGAAGGACGAAAAUAGAAUGGAAGAAGAUGACGAAGAUGAUUUGGCACUCGGCUUUAAGAUUUGUAUCCAAGGAACGGUUGAUGGGCAGGCUAUGAACAUGGUCACGAUUCGGUGGAUCAAAGGUCAUGAUAGUGUGCUAUUCGAGAGCUUCUGUGGGAUGCUAAAGAGGAAAUUAGAGGGCGCGAGAGGAUCAAGUCAAGCUCCUUGA
Messenger RNA from Lachnellula hyalina, 1311 nucleotides. RefSeq names its product U6 small nuclear RNA (adenine-(43)-N(6))-methyltransferase. The transcript has 6 exons. Gene Ontology annotation, biological process: rRNA base methylation. Lineage: Eukaryota; Fungi; Ascomycota; Leotiomycetes; Helotiales; Lachnaceae. Gene Ontology annotation, cellular component: nucleus. Bases 1 to 1311 code for a protein of 436 amino acids. The record is from RefSeq and is a predicted model, not a curated record. Gene Ontology annotation, molecular function: 23S rRNA (adenine(1618)-N(6))-methyltransferase activity.